Messenger RNA from Protopterus annectens (West African lungfish), 3365 nucleotides. It is a transcript of the gene TBR1, whose product is annotated as T-box brain transcription factor 1. The record is from RefSeq and is a predicted model, not a curated record. NCBI's taxonomy places the organism in Eukaryota, Metazoa, Chordata, Ceratodontiformes, Protopteridae. The transcript has 6 exons. Bases 206 to 2269 code for a protein of 687 amino acids. Gene Ontology annotation, molecular function: RNA polymerase II cis-regulatory region sequence-specific DNA binding; DNA-binding transcription factor activity, RNA polymerase II-specific. Gene Ontology annotation, cellular component: nucleus. Gene Ontology annotation, biological process: regulation of transcription by RNA polymerase II; commitment of neuronal cell to specific neuron type in forebrain; positive regulation of DNA-templated transcription.
AGAAGUGAGUCUUCUCUGAUUGCUGCAAAGUGUCAAUUGGCCAAUCUCUUCUCCAAGAAAAACUACAGCAAGCUUUUAGGUGGCAUUUUGUAAGAAGAGAGUGCUGUGCUACUUGUUCGCUUUUCUUUCAGUUUAUAAUUUGCACACAAGGAGUUUUGAACCUGUUUUUUUGGGUAUUUAAUAGUGGGUUGGCUGCAAGGGAGCUAUGCAACUGGAGCACUGCCUCUCCCCUUCCGUUAUGCUCUCCAAGAAAUUUCUCAAUGUGAAUACUAGUUACCCCAAUCCAGGCGGAUCUGAGCUUGCAUUACAUGAUCAUUCUAUUAUCUCGACCACUGACAACCUGGAGAGGAGUUCACCUCUGAAAAAAAUGGCCAGGGGGAUGGUGACGAAUCAGUCGGAGGCAGACAAUUUUCCUGAUUCUAAGGAGGCGCCGGGGGACGUCGUCCAGAGAAACAAACUCUCUCCUCCUGUCUUGGACGGGGUAGCUGAGCUUCGUCACAACUUCGAUGGAUCUGCUGCCGAUCGUUACCUGCAGCAGCUCUCUCAGUCCAGCCCAGCGGCCCAGCCCUCUACCUCUCCAGCUACACCUUGCAUGGCCAUGUUUCCUUACCCAAGCCAGCACGGACCUGCUCACCCGGCCUUUUCUCUUGGAAGCCCGGGCAGAUAUAUGGCCCACCAUCAUCCAGUAAUCUCGAACGGAGCUUACAACAGUUUAUUAGCCAAUUCAUCUACGCAGGGCUAUCCUUCCGCGGCAGCAGGGUAUCCAUACACACAGCAGUAUGGUCACUCGUACCAAGGAGGACCACCGUUUUAUCAGUUCUCUUCAGCACAGCCAGGCUUAGUACCGGGCAAGGCUCAGGUCUACCUGUGCAAUCGGCCAUUGUGGCUUAAAUUUCACAGACAUCAGACCGAGAUGAUAAUCACCAAGCAAGGAAGACGCAUGUUUCCGUUUUUAAGUUUUAAUAUGUCUGGUCUGGACCCCACGGCCCAUUACAAUAUUUUUGUGGAUGUGAUCCUGGCAGAUCCUAAUCAUUGGCGAUUCCAGGGAGGCAAAUGGGUUCCAUGUGGCAAAGCGGACACCAACGUCCAAGGAAACCGUGUUUACAUGCACCCCGAUUCCCCUAAUACAGGUGCGCACUGGAUGCGUCAGGAAAUUUCUUUUGGCAAAUUAAAACUAACAAACAACAAAGGAGCAUCAAACAACAACGGACAGAUGGUUGUCCUACAGUCCUUGCACAAGUAUCAGCCCCGGCUACACGUAGUGGAAGUAAAUGAAGACGGCACGGAAGACCCAAAUCAACCGGGCAGGGUGCAGACUUUCACCUUUCCAGAGACUCAGUUCAUAGCCGUGACUGCAUACCAAAACACUGAUAUAACGCAAUUAAAAAUAGACCACAAUCCUUUCGCAAAGGGCUUUCGGGAUAAUUAUGACACGAUUUACACUGGCUGUGAUAUGGAUCGCCUAACACCAUCUCCUAGUGACUCUCCACGUUCUCAGAUUGUGCCCGGUGCCCGUUACGCAAUGGCUGGUUCUUUCCUCCAGGACCAAUUUGUAAGCAGCUAUGCCAAAUCCCGCUUCCAUCCGGCAGCUGGGACCGGGCCUGGAGCCGACCGCAGUGUUCCCCACACCAACGGCUUGCUUUCGCCACAACAGACUGAGGAGCCUGGGGCACCCUCCCCUCAGCGCUGGUUUGUUACCCCAGCAAACAAUCGUCUAGAUUUUGCAACUUCAGCUUAUGAGGCCGCCACCGAUUUUGCUGGCAAUGCCGCCACACUCUUGUCCUAUGCUGCUGCUGGGGUAAAGGCUCUACCCUUACAGGCAACAAGCUGCACCGGCAGACCAAUUGGGUACUAUAGCGACCCUUCAGGAUGGGGUGCUCGCACUCCACCUCAGUACUGCAGCAAAUCUAGUGCUGUGCUUUCUUGCUGGCCAAGUAACACUGCUAGCAGGACAACCGCUGCCAACUCCUACUUGGGUGACGAAGGGGACAGUCUUGCUACGGAAAGGUCCCCCCUAGCCGGCAAUGAAGAUUCCAAGCCCAAAGACUUGUCCGAUUCAAGUUGGAUUGAAACCCCGACAUCCAUUAAGUCAAUUGACUCCACCGACUCUGGAAUUUAUGAGCAAGCCAAGAGGAGACGGAUCUCCCCAUCAGACACACCAGUUUCGGAGAGUUCCUCGCCAUUAAAAAGUGAAGUUCUCCCACCCAGGGACUGUGAAAAAACCUGCGCCAAGGAUGUGGGCUACUACGGGUUCUAUUCCCACAGCUAAAGACACUACUGGCACACUUUAUAUGUUUCCAGUUGUGCCAUACUAACAUUUUUUUACUCAGACAACACGUUUUUUGUUGACAUUAAACCAUAAGUACUAUACUCCUCAAAUAUCUGUUUUACCACGGGAGACUCUGGGGGAAAAAGGGACCACCAAAUGACACUUUUUUCUUCUUCCUGGCAGUGCUGGUAAACUAAACCAUGCUUACAUGCUCACAGCCUGAGUAAAGGAAAACACUGGCAAGGGUUUUGCCACAGCUGUUAGGAUUCUGUCAACCUUUGGAGAGAUGGAGCCUUUUAAACGAGAUGUUUAGAACUGCCAUUUGUAAACCUGGGUUCAAAGUAAUAUAAUUUGCCCGCAUUCUCAAAAUGAAAAGAGAAGUUAUUGCUCUAUACGUCACGUUAUUUUUUGUCAUUCUAUUAAGUGCCAAAAACAUUAUUGAUUUGUUGUCUUUGUACGGUGCCAAAAUUUCUUACGUACAUUGUUUUCUAAAGUCUUUACAUGUAAAUACGUGUAAUUAUCAGACUGUACAGGGAUUUCACUCGUUGUUGAUCUGUGUAUGGAAGUGAGGUUUAAAUAUAUGAUAUAUAAAUCAAUUUUACCAAGUAGCAAAUUUAAUUUUUGACAUUCAAAAGGGUGUAUAGAAAAUAAUUGCAAGAUGCUGCUUUCCACUGCUUUGCACAGAAUGAGCAGCAGGUAACAUGUACAUUUUUAAUAUCCCAUAAUCAUAAAGGUCAUUGAUUUCUAAUAGAAACUAGAAAUUGAUUUGUGUAGGUAUUUUGCACAUUUAAUUUCGGAGGUUCCCAUUCUUGUUUUUGUGAAGUAGGUGUGAAUUACUGAAGCCUUCUGCGUAAAUUUAUAUUGGAGGGGGUCGGGGCUUGUAUCUAUAUGUAUUUGUAAUCCUUUCUCUUUUAGGGUUGCUCGUGUAUACUUUCUGUCUUCUGUGAAGCUUAUUUAUUUUAUUUUGUCGACUCUGUGAAGUGAAUUAUUUAUUAACUGAAACUUCACUUGCUGUUUUUUUAUUUUGAAUGUUUGUAUAGUUUGUGUAUUUGAAGAAAAAAAUAAAAAAGUAAUACUGUGAAAUAUUGGUACAAAA